Molecule: messenger RNA, 1946 nt
Organism: Archocentrus centrarchus (flier cichlid)
Lineage: Eukaryota; Metazoa; Chordata; Actinopteri; Cichliformes; Cichlidae
Gene: cfap300
Product: cilia and flagella associated protein 300
Exons: 7
Coding region: 161-928 (255 amino acids)
Source: RefSeq, a predicted model, not a curated record
AACCUCACCUCUCUGGUCCUCCUUUCGCUCAACCGGAACAAACCAGAACCAGAACCCCAUUGGCUAAUCGUGAGCACACCUGUCGCUGAUUGGCCUGUGUUCACGAAGAGGAGCGAGUCCUCGCGUCUCCAUUAACGACCAAUUAAAGGAAGGAGUAAACAUGGCAAGAGAAGAGGACGCGUUUGAGCAGACUUUUUCUUUUAUUCCUCUUCACACUAAGACGUUUACUUUCCUACAGGACAAAGACACCUUGGCGCGGUUAAUGAAAUGGUCCAUGCUCGGGAGGAUUUCCGCUCAGUCGUACAGUUUUGACCACAGCUUCUCCUCUUACAACAGUGGAAAAUUUGCACUGUGUUUCUUCAAAGACCCCGAGGUGGUGUCCAGUCUGAGAAAGAUGGAAGCUGGAGUCUGGGUGCCUCUUGACAAGCCAGUGGUGUCUGUCAGUGUGGAGCCCGUGCCUUGCACUAAGGUCUCCAUGGAGCUGUUUGAUCCAAUUUACUCUUGCGGCAUCUUGAGGCCCACUGGACAUGUAGUUAAAUGCUUUCAUGAUGUCUACCCUGACUAUGAUGAACUCAGACAGAUGUUGCAGGACGAGGACUCUGAGCGCUACUAUGUGGUCGGGAGGGAGGAGCGGGGAGAGUUCCUGUUUAGGCUCUUCAAGCACUUGUGUCUUGGGGGAGAGCUCUGUCAGUACGAAGACGCCAUUGAUCCUUACAUCAGCACCACAAACGUGCAGAAGGACCCAGAAACAAAAAAGAUCAGUGUGGUCUCCACCGUCAUCAAAAUUUGUGUAUUUGACAAGUCUGGCCGAUGUUACCCCGGGACACGAGAGGAGGAGCAGACAUUUGCCUAUUUGAUUGUCGACCCCUACAAACGACACGUAACUUUGUUCUGUCACUUCUACGGUGUGGGAGAGUUUACGGUGUGACAGCAAAGAACUGGAAAUGGAAAACCUGCAGAUUUCCUGCAGCUCACACUUGCAUCACAGCCUGUAUGUAAAAGAUGGAUGUAUACUGUGGGUCUGAAAGGUGAUGGAAACGCAAAAGUGCCUUGACCCUGCAUUCUUUCUCUUGGCCAGGAGGGGGCCGUUGUAUCAAAGCCAGUGAGCAAACAAACCCUACUGCUCAUUUCAUUUAUGACCUCACUAAACUCUUCCCUGAUGACGUUCAGGUCUCAAGCUCUCGUUUUAAUCCUUAUUGAAUACAGGAUGGUGUCCCUUUUGUAAAUUGAGGUCCUAUUAAAGGAAAUGGAUAAUAUAACUUUAGGCCAUGGAUACAGUGUGAUUGACAAGUCUCAGACAGCAAGAUGGUGACAGUCAAAAUGCACAAUACAGGAGUCCACAAAUCAUUGGAUGACAUCAUGGUGGCUACUCCCAACUUUUCUCUACAGGCCAUGGUAAUUUCUCAGUUUUCAUCCUAUUAGAAAAGCAGUUGAAGACCAGUUCCCUGGAUUUGAGUGUAAAAUACACAAAAUGUUUUAAUCUUGUCUCAUAUAAAUAAUUAAAAACAUCUCUUUGACUCCAGCUGAAUGUUUGGAAAUAAGAACUGAACACCAAACUUUAAAUAAAUUCAGGAUUUUGGGUCCAAUAUUCUCCUUGAAACAGGUUUGUGUUAGAAAGUCUUGAACAAAUGUAGUUAUUUAUUGUAACAUAGGAUUUAUUAUUUACUAGUUCUAAGCUCUAUUUAAUUUCCACUGAGGUAUUCCAUGUUGGGGUUGUCAUGUACCUCUUCCUGGAAGGCUAAAUUAAUACUCCUUACCAGAUGGCGUGUGGCCAUUAUACAAAGGAGUUGUGUGUUUUUGAUCUACCGUUGUGGGAUCAGUGCAUCCACAUGCAUACAUAAUGCCAACUAAGCCGUGCCUGCAGUAAAGAAGCUAAAACUAAUAGCGAGGGCUCCAGUUUCAAUCUCGCAUUCUGUCCAAUAUUCAGAGGUGAGAGUCAAACAGCU